Cinara cedri is the source of this 904-nucleotide messenger RNA. The record is from the annotation of a GenBank genome assembly. Lineage: Eukaryota; Metazoa; Arthropoda; Insecta; Hemiptera; Aphididae.
AUGUUCAAUUCUUCAAGGUUUUUAUCUAAACUUUUGCCUACCCCAUUCAAACUAAUACAGCCGAUCUCGUUGGUUCUGUGUAAGGCUUUGAAUAAUCGUUCAGUAUGGAGUAUUUGCAGUCGGUAUCCACAGUCAGUUCAUUCAAAUAAAUUUGAAAGUCUCAAUUUGAAUAAUCGUUACAAACGCACGAAAAAAGUAAAGUUUUCUAUUGACUCAAUAAUACGCUGUAACAUAAUUUUGGGUUAAACUCACUUUAACUUUUGUCUACUAGUCCUAAAUUAUUUGGCUGGUGGUUUUUCGAACUAAUAUUACUUAUUAAAAAAGUUGCCAGUCUUACCUGUGUUUCUUAUUUCAACUUGUAUGUCCUAAGUCACAUUACUACAAUCAUAUAACAAUAAUUUCGUUACUCUAAAUAUUAAAUUUUAAAAUUUUCUUUACAGGAUGACGAUGACUUAGACAAUGAAUUAGAUUUAGAAAUGGACGAUUCUAGUAAACUAAUAACAUUUAGAACAAGUACCUUGCGAAUGGAUGCUGUCUUAAAACAUGCAUUAGGAAAGUCAAGGAAGUAAUAGUUUUAAUAUUGAUAUAAUUAUUUAUUGUAUAAAGACUAUUAAUUAUAUUUGAACUGAUUUUUUUUCAUUUUAGUAAAAUUGAAGUUGCUUUUUACAAUAGUCAAAUUCGAGUAAACGGAAAAAAAAUUUCAAAAAAAAGUCACACAUUAGAAGUGGGCGAUGAAGUAGACCUUGUUAAAGGUCCUAGUCCAAAUAAUCCAGACUUUCUAAUAGUCUCCAGAGUAGAAGUAAUAUCUACUAAAUUAGACGGUGAUGAAUUAGAAGUUAAAUUGAAAAAGUUUAAGAGUCUUUUGGUAGAUAAUUAUGAGAAUACAUGGAAAUCGUCAUCAUGA